This is a messenger RNA of Soboliphyme baturini, 543 nucleotides long. The record is from the annotation of a GenBank genome assembly. Lineage: Eukaryota; Metazoa; Nematoda; Enoplea; Dioctophymatida; Soboliphymatidae.
AUGAAGUCAUUUGUCAGUAUGCUUGUCUGUUUGUCAACAACACAACAUGUUACUAAUAUUGAAAGAAGCAUGCCACUGAGUGCUGAGUAUGAGUCGUUUGUCAACGACCGUGAUUCCUUGGGUACUGUCGUCAUAGCUUUUGGACAUUACGUAAAGUGGGACAAAGCGCCCAGCGCUGUGUUCACCUCAUUCCUUCUUGCUUUCAGCAAGCUUAAGCGAUACCGCUUUGUAUGGCAGUGCGGCGUGAACUUUGCGAAAAAGUUUCAGAUCCCGAAGCAUAUUCUGAUUCGAGAAUGGCUACCUCAAACGGCGUUGCUCAACCACCCAAAGACUGUGCUGUUCAUCAGCCACGUUGGCUUGAAAAGUUUUAUUGAGGCACUCUGUGCACGUGUUCCGAUCGUGACCCUGCCACUAUUUGCGGAACAGCACGUGAAUGCGAUGAUCGUAAACAACAGAGGAAUUGGAGUUGACCUCGACCGAUACAGCCUUUCGGCGCAGAAGGUGGAAUCGGCUGUCAUAGAUUCCGCUGACCCAAUCAAUUGA